GACAGAGAUCCUAGGGCUGUCGGCGAAAGCGGUCGCUAAACAACCAUCUCGCUCCGAGAUCUCUCUGUCUCAGUCUCUGUCUGUAUGUGGGUCCUGUCUCUAUCCAACUCUCUAACCCAAGAAUCACUCUCCGAUACAAAUGGCAGAGGCCUCAACAAUGGCAGUGGCCGAUAGCGUGGAGGGGGUGCUAACUGAAAUCGGGUUCGGCCGUUGGCAGGGACUUGUCUUGUUAGCCUCCCUACUAAUACACGCUGCAGGCCCAACUCAACAGGUGGGUUCCACUCUAUUUAGUGCACCUGUUCCAUUCCGCUGUUCCCACCUGAAUAGCAGCAUCCACUCGCCGAGUGCUGCAGAUGACACCGCAAACACAAGAAUCGCCACCGACGAAGACUUCCCAAGCCAAUGUCUCCAAGAAAUAUAUACACCAGUGAGCGACGCGGGGUCUUACAUCACCAGAGCGCUCCAAGAUGGCGUCUCCAAAAUUAGUCUGAACCGAAAAGUCACCGGUUUGCCAUCUUGCCCCCUGAUUGAGUAUGAUUUUUCGACCUUUGACUCAACUGUCAUUAGCGAGUGGAAUUUGGUUUGCGAAGAUUCAUCGUUCAGACCUUUAUUUCAAAUGACGUAUUCCAUCGGCGCCAUAUUGGGCUGUCUUUUCUGUGGACAGAUGAGUGACUGGUUGGGUCGUAAGAGGACUCUUCAGAUUGGAGGCGUGCUGACACUGGUAACAGUCAUCAUCACAAGCGUAUCGCCCUGGUACUGGGGCGUCAUUAUUGCUAGAAUCGUGAGUGGGACUGGAACCAUGCUCAUGCUCUUCCCAAUUUACACCCUUAUGUCUGAGGUCUCGCCACCCAGCCAGCGCACCCUAACUGCGAUGCUGCCUGGUCUGAUCUACUUCCUAUUCAUGGCCGUCCUGGCUGGUGUUUCCUACAUUCUGCCUCACUGGAGGAAGCUCAUCAUUGCCUGCAACACACCUCUCCUCCUCUUCGUUCCCAUCACUUUCCUUAUUGACGAAUCUCCCCGAUGGCUUCUACAAAAGGGGAGGUCUACUGAAGCCGUCGACAUUCUGAAGAAAGCCGCCUCUCAGAACAAAGUCACUCUCAGUUCCGCAAGUUCCGCCAUAUUGGAUAAGCUUAGCCAGAUGAGCAAAGAGAUUGUCACGGAGAAAUUCCAGGGCAACGGAAAUGGUACAGAUGACGUCAGUACCUUCAAGAUGUUGACGAGCUGUGUCAAAUCCCGCGGUAUGAGAACGAUUCUUUUCGUGACGCCCUUCAUGUGGCUUCUGAAGAGGUCACUCUACAUCGGCAUAAUUCUGAAUGCCAAUAAUUUCACCAGCUCUAGCCCCUUCGAAUACGUGGCUUUGUCUGGAACCAUGGGCGUGGUUGCCAUCCUGAUCUCUAUUCCCUUGAGUCUCAAACUCCCUCGCAGAGUACUGUUGGCAGGAACUCUGUCCAUUGGUGGCAUUUUGAUGUUUUUGGAAUUACCAAUUCCAGCAGAUUACUGGUUGGCCAAAUGGAUCAUGGUCAUGGCGUCCUUCUGCCUAGUCUGCGGUGCCUUCCAGGUAAAUUAUGUCUAUCUCACUGAGCUCUUCCCGACUGUCAUCCGAACAAGGGGCUUCACGUUCACCAACCUGAUCGGGUCCCUGGGGGAAAUGUCCAUCCCAGUGGUCACAGACAUUGCUGUCCGGUACCAGUGGUGGGCCCCGGGCAUUACCUUCGGUGUUGCUGGAGUCAUGGGAGGUGCGCUAGUCCUUCUCCUGCCGGAGACCAAAGACAAGCCGUUGCCCGAAACCUUGCAAGAUGCUGAAGACAGAUACUGGCUGUCGCAGAAAGUGGUGGGAGAGGAAGUUGCGACUAUCUCCAAAGAUACAGCAAAAAGAAAAGAAGCAUUCCAGAAACUCCAAGACUCCCCCGACAAGAUGUCGUUUCUGUACCUCACUUCGUCUCAGUGGGAGGUCCCAACGAUGGACGUCUCAGACAGCAUCGAGGACGUCUUCACUGAAAUUGGCUUCGGGCGAUGGCAGGUCAUGGUUUUAAUGGUAGCUUUUCUGUCUCAACUCGUCUGUCCCAUCCAGCAACUCGGGUCAACGGUGCUGAGUGCCCCUGUCCCGUUCCGGUGUACCUCGCCCGAUGACGUCAUAGAUACAGUGGACCAGAUCUUCAGGAAUGACAACAACAGCUGGGUAGCCGGGACGGGUGAGGUGACGGGGUAUCCCAGCCAGUGCCUGGACAACGUCGUGUCUCUGGGGAACUACUCUGUCUCGAGCUCUGGUGUUUACAAGAAUAGCCUGAAGAAGCACGCCACGGGUCUUCCCUCAUGCCCUGAGGUGGAAUACGACUCCUCGCUCUUCCAGUCGACGGUGAUAACGGAGUGGGAUUUGAUAUGUGAAAGGUCAGCUCUUCGGCCCCUGUACCAGAUGAUGUACUCUGUAGGAGCCAUUCUGGGAAGCCUGUACUGCGGACAGCUGAGUGAUUGGUUAGGUCGCAAGAGGGCGAUUCAAUUUGGCGGCCUGAUAUCCAUCAUAGGGUCCUUGGGCACUGCUCUAGCUCCUUGGUAUCCCGUCGUGAUUUGCGCAAAGAUCCUCUGCGGCAUGGGCACCAUCGUCACCUAUUUCCCAACAUUUACGAUGUUGUCUGAAAUCUGCCCCUCCCAUCGACGCACUGUCGUCACCAUGGCACCGGGCAUCUCUUACUUCGUUUCCCUGAGCAUCGUAGGAGGGGUAGCUUGCCUGAUACCCCACUGGAGAAAGCUGCUUCUCGUCUGCACUUCGCCUCUGUUCGUUCUGAUUCCUCUGACUUUCUUGAUCGACGAAUCUCCACGCUGGCUGUUGCAAAGAGGAAGAACGGCAGAAGCAGUUGCCCUCCUGAAAAAAGCUGCUGCACAUAACAAGAGGACCUUCACCUCCUUGAACGCAUCGUUCCUCGACAAACUAAGUCAAAUGAAAGAGGAUAUCAACAUAUCGAAAACGGGCGACCUUGAAAAUGGUAAAGAAAACGGGACAGAAAAUGGAACAGACGAUCUUAAAGGCGAGGGGAUGCUGCAGAUAAUGUGGCUCUGUUUCUCAUCCCCUGGAAUGAGAGCCAUCAUGCUCGUGACACCCCUUUUGUGGCUUCUCAAGAGAGCCCUGUACAUCGGCAUCAUUCUCAACGCCAAUAAUUUCACCAGUUCAAAUCCUUUUGAGUACGUAGCAAUGUCAGGAGCAAUGGGAGUAACAGGAUGUCUUCUUUCGAUACCCUUGGGCAUCAAGCUAUCCAGAAGAGUUUUCAUGGCGGGAACCCUAUCCAUUGGGGGCAUACUUCUCUUGCUAGAGUUGCCCAUACCCGCAGAAUUCUGGUGGGCCAAGUGGGCGCUGGUCCUGACAGCCUUCUGCCUCGUAUGCGGUGCCUUUCAGGUAAACUACAUCUACGCAGCUGAGUUGUUCCCAACGGUUAUCCGGACUCGCGGGUUCUCGUAUACGAACGUCAUCGGAUCCGUGGGAGAGAUGAUCAUUCCUCUCGUUACCGAUAUAGCGGUCCAGUAUUACUCUUGGGCACCGAGCGUCACCUUCAGUAUAGCAGGGAUACUCGGCAGCUUCCUUCUGCCUUUCUUACCGGAAACGAAGGAUAGACCGAUGCCAGAGACCUUGCAGGAUGUAGAGGAUAGGUACUGGUACGAAUAUAAAGAACUUUCAAAGGAUUCUGAAGUGCCUAUGAAUACCAAAACAGCCAAUGAUUCAAAGGAGAAGAAAAAACAGUUUUUGUUUGAUCUUCAUGAAUGAUUUUUUGGGUGAUUUUUUCUCUUUUUUACGAACUACAAACUGAUUCAAUUCACUACCAAAUAUGUUGUUAUGCAAUAGCAGCUACACAGUGGUUGUUGUAGAUGUAAUGGACCAAUUUAGUUGUCAAGAGGAUUUUGAUGAAAAAUGGUGCAUUUUGACAAACAUGUACAAGAACUAUAUUGAUUUAUCACGAUGAUUCAUUAUUUUGAACAGUAGAGCUCUG
Messenger RNA from Macrobrachium nipponense, 3977 nucleotides. RefSeq lists its product as uncharacterized. Gene Ontology annotation, molecular function: transmembrane transporter activity. The record is from RefSeq and is a predicted model, not a curated record. Gene Ontology annotation, cellular component: membrane. Lineage: Eukaryota; Metazoa; Arthropoda; Malacostraca; Decapoda; Palaemonidae. The coding region runs from base 140 to 3754 and encodes 1204 amino acids. The transcript is spliced from 26 exons. Gene Ontology annotation, biological process: transmembrane transport.